AUGCCGGCGAAGUGGAUCGCGUACGACGAGAUCGAGUGCGUGACGCCGAGGUGGCCGGGGAUCGGGGCGACGAGCGGGACGCCGUCGACGACGUGUCACGUUCGAGCGUCGAACGACGGCGGCGAGCGAUUCGACGAUCUCGUCGCGGCGGGGGGGGACGGCGAUGGGACGUUCGCGACGCCGAUGGCGAACGCGGCGAAGAUUGACUUCACGUACGACGCGAGCGGCGCCGCGCCGAGCGUGAGCUCGGUGGAGACGUCGCGCGCGCCCGCGGCGAGCGCGCGGGGCGCGCGGGGACCGUUCGACGGCGGGACCGUGGUCACCGUGCGAGGGAGCGGGUUUUUAUCGAGCUCGAACUUGGCGUGCAAAUUUUUCGAUCCGCUCGGGAACGAGGUCGUGGUGCGCGCCUCGUACGAGAGCUCGAGCGAGGUUCGAUGCGCGUCGCCGUCGCAAAUCGCGAGCGUCGACCCGUACGCGGUGGAUUACGUCGCGAUGACGUCACCGUGCUACGCCUCCGCCGUGCACGUGUCGAACACCGGUCUCGUCGGCUCGUGGAGCGCCGCGAACUCGGCGCCGACGGCGCAGUUCUUCUAUUGCGACUUGUACGUCGACUCGAGCGCGGCGUCGGCGUCGAGCGCCGACGGGAGCGCUCUGAAACCGUUCGACACGAUUCAACGCGCGCUGCAGUCAGCCUUGACCGGCGUCCAGAGCGCGAGCGACACGCACAUCGGGCGCGAGUUCGCCCUCGCGAAUCCCACGGCGAACGCGCUGUUGAACGCCGACGUCGUCCGGCUCGCCCCCGGCGCGUACGCCGGCGCCGGCGCCGUCAGGCUCGUCGCCGACCCCACGUCCUCGGUCCGCGUGCGCGCCGCGACGGGCGUCGCGUCCGCCGCCGCCGACCGCGCGUACAUCGAUUGCGAGGGCUCGAACCCACUCUUCGCCGAUCUCGACGCGCAGUCGUCGUCGUCGCGCGUCGCCGUCGUCGUCGACCCCGACGUCGCCGUCGUUCGAUGUCGCGACGCCGACGCGAGCGUCUACGGCGUCGAGAGUUGCGAGACCAUCGUCGCGACCGAUGGGUCGGGCGUCACCGCGCGGACGUGUAAUUUCGCCGCCGCCUAG
Molecule: messenger RNA, 1119 nt
Organism: Ostreococcus lucimarinus CCE9901
Lineage: Eukaryota; Viridiplantae; Chlorophyta; Mamiellophyceae; Mamiellales; Bathycoccaceae
Exons: 1
Coding region: 1-1119 (372 amino acids)
Source: RefSeq, a predicted model, not a curated record